GCAGCAAUGGGCCGUGGUGUUCUUUUGACUUCCAAUCUUCCUCAAUUGCAAAAUCUCAUAAAACGCGAUCCAGCAUCGUACAAAGAAGAAUUUCUUCAGCAAUGGAAUCAUUAUAACAGCAUACGCCAGAUAUUUCGAUUUAAUCCAGACGAACAAGCUCAGCACUUUAGAGAAUUGGUGUCGUUUAUAUCCCAGGUAGCACAGUGUUACCCAAAGGAAACUGCAGAAUUUCCUUCUCAUCUCUCUACCCUUCUGCUCGAAAGCUAUGGCUCUUUAUCUCCAGACACUCGCAAAACAUUGGUGCAGAACCUGGUCAUGUUGCGGAAUAAGAACGUAAUCACUUCCAUAGAACUUCUCAAGUCACUUUUCCCUCUAUUAUCCAAAACGACUUCUUCAAGUCUCCGCUCCUACAUUCGUAAAACCAUCCUUUCUGACAUAAGGACUGCAAACCUUCGCUCUAAGAAUCACAAACUAAAUCGUGCGGUGCAGGCUUUACUCUUCGGGAUGGUGGAGCAGGGCUUGGACGGUGAAACCAUUGGUAAUAAAGCCAAACAACAUACCAACGUGACCCCUUCCGCUGAUCGAACCACAAAUACUGGGGAGAGUGCAAUGUGGGCUGUAAUUCUAACAAAAGAACUGUGGAGAAAGGGUAUCUGGUCUGAUGCAAAAUCUGUGGCCAUAGUUGCUCUUGGGUGCUUGCAUCCUGUGGUCAAGGUCCAAAAUGCAUCUAUCCACUUUUUCCUUGGCAGUGACGACGAAAAAGAAGAUAGCGAUGACGAAAAGGAAGAGCUCCCCGACGUCGGAGCCCUGCGUCAUCGGCGCGAGAUUAACAAGAAGACGCGAAGUGGGGAUAAAAAGUUGCAGAAGCAGCUUAAAUCAGUUUCAAAGAAAAGAAUCAGCUUAAAGGAGCCCUCGCAACCAAACUUCCCUGCUCUUCAACUCCUUCACGAUCCCCAGACGUUUUCGGAAAAGCUUUACGACAACAUGAAUAUAUGCGAUAAGAAAUUGUCUUUGGAUCACAAGAUUCUUAUCAUGCAACUCUUGUCUCGCGUCAUGGGCGCACACAAGUCUUGUGUUCUCGGUUUCUAUACUUAUGUUAUGAAGUAUCUUGCCUACCACCAAUUACGAGUGCCUGCUAUUCUAGCGGCACUGGCUCAAUCGGUACACGAAUUGACCCCACCUGAUGUGCUUGUCCCUGUCAUUAGGAAAUUGGCCCAUGAAUUUGUCCAUCCUGGUGUAGGAAGCGAAGUCAUCGCGGCAGGUAUAAACGCUAUACGAGAAGUGUGUCGGAGACAACCGUGGGCUAUGGAGGAUGAUCUGUUGGGGGAUCUCGUGGAGUAUAGAAAAAGUAAAGACAAACCAGUCACUGCUGCUGCCCGUGGAUUGCUGCAGUUAUACCGCGAGGUCAACCCUAGUAUGCUCAAGCGGAGAGAAAGAGGAAAAGAAGCAAGUAUUGGUAUGGCCGCAGGCAGUCAAGCUUUACCCUUUGGUCACAGUGCUACGCCUGCGAUGGACGUCGAGGGUCUUACGCUCCUGGAAGAUCAUUUGAACGCACUUCGUGAUGAAGGAGAAGAAUCAGAUGAAGAAGCCGGCUGGGAUAAUUGGAACGUCGACUCAGAUUCGGAAUCCGAGUCGGAAUCAGAAGGAUGGAUGGAUGUUCAAUCGGAUGGAGACUUGGAUAUUAGUGAUAGCGAGGAUGAGAAGGACCCAGAAUCAAAAAAUAAAAUGGACACAACGGGAGGGGAAGAUGCCGUGGAUGUAAACCGUCAAUCAACGCUAGUGACCACAAAGAUCCUUACUCCUGCUGACUUUGCACUACUAAACGAGCUGCGACUACAAGCUGCGACUAAAGCGGUUGAAGCUGGUGGAGGCCCCAAGGCAAAACGCAAACUUGCUGAACUGGAAGCCAAUGCGAAGCACGCUCAGUCAGGAGCAGCUCAGGACGCUGUUAUCUCUGAGGACCUUAUUCUUGGACCGCGGAAGAAAGCUAAAGCCGAUUACGCUGAGCGGAUAGCCUCCAUCGAGAAGGGUCGAGAGGGCCGAGAGAAAUAUGGAUCACUGAAGGGCAAAAAGAAUAAAGAAGCGCCGAGUAGUUCCACCAACAGAGAGAAAGCUAGGAACAAGCCCAUUAUGAUGAUCAUGCGCAGUGGAGCUGUUCGAGGCAAGAAAAAGGCAUCAUUGAGAGAGAAACAGCAGAAGUUGAGGGCACAUAUAAACCGGGCUAAAAAAUCAUAUCAUUGAUAUACAUGCUACGCAUGUUCAUUAUUCCAUUGUUUGUUUUUACUCAUCAUUCUUUUGACGAGAUCCAUACUCUAUAGUACGGAGGACUGCGGCGAGUUACUUAUUCCACCCACAUACCAAUGAUUUGACUGAACUAGAGGAUAAGGUUACGCAAUGAGCUGCAGACCGUCCAUUCUACUUCUAUACAAUAUUCAGAUAAGUAUACACGCUCCCUAUUCAUCUAUUGUGCCAGUAG
Serpula lacrymans var. lacrymans S7.9 is the source of this 2476-nucleotide messenger RNA. RefSeq lists its product as uncharacterized. Bases 7 to 2241 code for a protein of 744 amino acids. Gene Ontology annotation, biological process: ribosomal large subunit biogenesis; ribosomal large subunit export from nucleus. The record is from RefSeq and is a predicted model, not a curated record. Gene Ontology annotation, cellular component: nucleolus. The transcript is spliced from 9 exons. NCBI's taxonomy places the organism in Eukaryota, Fungi, Basidiomycota, Agaricomycetes, Boletales, Serpulaceae.